Messenger RNA from Spodoptera exigua (beet armyworm), 2305 nucleotides. The record is from the annotation of a GenBank genome assembly. Lineage: Eukaryota; Metazoa; Arthropoda; Insecta; Lepidoptera; Noctuidae.
ACAGUCUGAAGAUAACCAAAUGUCAGAAAAAUUAAAAAUAAAGGAUUUUCAAAGGGGUUUCAUCACUUUCGUUACGAUUCGCUAUAAAAUGUUAUUUUUGAGUUAAAAAGUGUUUUUUCGCAAUUGAUUUAGUUUUUACAGAGAUUUGUGAUAGCUGAUUUGUUUAGAACAUUGUUAUUCUGCACAUUCGAAAGAAGCCAUUUGAAAAUGAAGCUUUUAAAGAACACUUGGCCUUUUCGGCUUGGGCAUAGGAAGAAACUUAAUCGCUGUGUAAGCACUUGGUCUCCAUUGGCCACAGCUUUCAACACUCGGCCAACAUCAAGACCUAUUUUUGACUCAUUGCGUGAAAGAACUGGACUCUUCAACAAGCCAGAAUUAGUUAGUUUCGAAGGGUUUUUCAGUAUGAGAGAUCAGGCAAUAGCAGCCACAGACCGAUUGAUAGAAGAAGCUACUUCAAACCCAUCCCGGCCCAUGGUGGAGAUUUUUGAUGAACUUUCAGACACCUUGUGCAAGGUGGCUGACCUAGCAGAGUUUGUGAGGAUAGCUCACCCACAGUCCCAUUUCGCAAGUGCUGCUGAAGAUGCUUGUAUAAGUGUUAGUGGUGUUGUUGAGAAGUUAAACACUCAUAAAGGUCUAUAUGAAGCCUUAAGAGACUCUGUGAAGCGUGGGACUUCAGGAGACCAGCAUUUAGCUGAGUUGUUCCUCUUCGAUUUUGAGCAGAGUGGCAUUCAGUUAGCUGAGGAGCGACGGCGGAGGGUCGUAGCUCUUAACGAUCUCAUACUUCAAACUGGACAGAGGUUCAUGGCAGGAGCGGCGAAACCGAGAAGGGUACCGCGAUCUGCUGUACCUAACAAUGUUAGACAAUUUUUCAGUAGUGAAGGUGACGAUAUAAUAGUGAGCGGAGUGUACGCGGAGUGCAGCGAGGCGGCGGCGCGCGAGGCCGCGUACCGGCUGUACCUGGCGCCCGACAAGCAACAACAUCAGCUACUGUCCACUACACUCGACGCCAGGCACGAAAUGGCCACUAUAUGUGGCUUCCAGAGUUACGCUGAUAGAGCAAUAAAAGCUAGUACAAUGGAAACUGCAGCGAACGUGAGACAGUUCCUGGACAUUCUCUCAGACAAUCUAUAUGACAGAGCUAAGAUGGACUUCGAUGCUAUGCUGCAAAUGAAGAUGAAGGAGACUCCAUACUUGAACUCUUUGAUGUGCUGGGACACGCCUUACUUCACGCAAAAAGCGAAGACACAGCUCUUGAAUGUAGCUAACUCCGAUUUCAGUCCUUACUUUUCGUUGGGCGGGUGUAUGGAAGGCUUGAACAUGCUCUGCGAAGAGUUGUAUGGCAUCAGUUUGAAGUCAGAGGAGAUGUUACCAGGUGAAUCCUGGUCUCCGGAUGUAUACAAACUAGCAGUGGUGCAUGAGACAGAAGGCCUACUAGGCUACAUCUACUGUGAUCUGUACGAGCGGCCUGGUAAACCACACCAAGACUGCCACUUUACUAUACAGGGUGGGAAGCUGUUGCCCGAUGGAAGCUACCAGAACCCGAUAGUGGUGGUGAUGCUGUCACUGAGCGGAGGCCACCGGUCGGGGCCGGCGCUGCUGUCGGCGGGCGGCGUGGACAACCUGUUCCACGAGGUGGGCCACGCGCUGCACUCCAUGCUCGGCCGCGCCCCGCACCAGCACGUCGCCGGCACGCGCUGCGCCACCGACCUCGCCGAGGUGCCCUCCGUACUCAUGGAGUACUUCGCCGCCAGCCCACAGGUUAUCCGUCGUUUCGCACGUCACUUCCAAACACGGGAGCCGAUGCCUGAAGACAUGCUAAACAGACUGUGCGCUUCUAAACACUUAUUUGGAGCUAGCGAAAUGCAACUACAGGUAUUCUAUUCGGCGUUAGACCAGCACUACCAUGGACCAGACGCAUCGUCCCGUGGCAGGACAACAGAAGUGUUACAAAGAGUACAGAAACAAUAUUACGGACUUCCUUACGUUGAAAAUACUGCAUGGCAACACAGGUUCAGCCACCUAAUAGGGUAUGGCGCGAAGUACUAUUCAUACCUGAUCUCUCGUGGCAUCGCGUGGAGCGUAUGGCACAAAUACUUCCAAGAUGACCCACUGUCGAGGUCAGCUGGGGAUAAUCUUAGACAGGGAUUGUUACGACACGGAGGUGCUGUACCGCCCAAGAUUUUACUCCGCGACUAUUUACAAGAAGAAGUAACGCCGACGACGCUAGCAAAUGCUCUUGCAGAGGAACUCGACUAUCACAAGGACCAUUUAGACACAGUACUCAAAGUAAUAAACAAAUGAUCUA